Gongylonema pulchrum is the source of this 315-nucleotide messenger RNA. NCBI's taxonomy places the organism in Eukaryota, Metazoa, Nematoda, Chromadorea, Rhabditida, Gongylonematidae. The record is from the annotation of a GenBank genome assembly.
AUGCAAUUCACCGUACGACAGCCAAGCCAUUGGGCUGAACUUCCAGCUGUAACAAAUUUCACUGGUGUUGUAAUGUUCGUCGGCAUGGCAAUGUAUGCGUUUGAGGGACAAACAAUGAUUUUACCAGUAGAAAACAAACUUGAAACACCGGGCGAUUUUUUGCAUAAUUUUGGUGUUCUUCCAACAACAAUGUGCCUUUGUACGUUAUUUAUGAUUGCCAUUGGCUUCUAUGGUUACACUGCAUUCGGCGCCAGCACUCAGCCAACUAUCACAAUGAAUGUGCCUAAAGAAGGGUAUGUUUGUUUUUCCAGCUGA